Nezara viridula (southern green stink bug) is the source of this 375-nucleotide messenger RNA. NCBI's taxonomy places the organism in Eukaryota, Metazoa, Arthropoda, Insecta, Hemiptera, Pentatomidae. The record is from the annotation of a GenBank genome assembly.
AUGUUGCAGAAAGGUACAGAAUCUAGUGCAUUUCAAUUAUACAAUGAAAUAGCGAUGUGGCGUGAACACUGGACCCAGCAGAAACAGAAACCUCCGUCUAAAGCAAUCGAUGCUCUCUGCGACUCUUCAGCUCGAUUUUACCCAAAUAUUAGGAAAUUGUUACACUUACUCUGCAUCUUUCCAGUUACUUCAUGUACAGGAGAAAGAAGUUUUUCAUCUUUGAAAUUGAUUAAAACCUACCUACGAUCAACUAUGCGAGAAAACAGGCUUAACGGUCUUGCCCUGAUGAAUAUUCACAAGAACGUUAUUGACAUCGAUCCUUCCGAGGUAAUAGACAUGUUUGCUCAAAAGUACCCAAAAGUACCUCUACAUUGA